Messenger RNA from Podarcis raffonei (Aeolian wall lizard), 891 nucleotides. RefSeq names its product testis-expressed protein 45-like. NCBI's taxonomy places the organism in Eukaryota, Metazoa, Chordata, Lepidosauria, Squamata, Lacertidae. The coding region runs from base 70 to 891 and encodes 273 amino acids. The transcript is spliced from 2 exons. The record is from RefSeq and is a predicted model, not a curated record.
AUGCAUAUAGGGAAUGUGGAAGAUUUGGGGGCGCACCAGAGCUUGUAAACCCAAAUCGACGGUGCCCGGAUGCCGGGUUCCGAUUUCCCGCAGACCCCUGGCACAUUUACGCUCUCCGAGAAGAUGAUGCCCCUUUGCUGGUGCCCGGGGGACCCCCGAACGGCGCCCCCCAACCCAGGCCGGGUCACGGAGGUCCGCAAGGUGCCCAGGGCCCCCUCUCGCCUGGCCAGCACCCCUUUCCUGCAAGCUUCGCACUUCCAGCUGGGCGGUGACCGUCGCCCAGAAGGUGCCACCCUGAUCUCGCCUUACCGCAUUGACUACCCACCGCGGUGGGGCAGCUUCCGCAGCCAGGCCAUCCGGCCCCCCAAGUGCGCGGGGGUCCUGAACCAGGACAUGGACCCCUCCGCAUGGGACACCCGCUCGGAGACCUACGUCUCGUACCCUCCCCGGGGCCUGGAGGCGAAGGUGCCCGCCCAGCCGCCCUCGCCCCACCUGCAGAUGCACCGAGACCCUCGCCAGGGCACUGGCGCCUCCGUCACCAGGGACAGCUACCCCUACCCGCCCCCCCUGCCCCGCGACACCCCCCGGCGGGUGGACAAGUGGGACGACAGCGUGCCCAGCGGGGACAAGGAGAAGCAGCCGCUGCCCGCCUCGCUCUACCAGGAAUCGUACCCCAGCCACGGGAGGACGGAGCCGGCCGAAAAGGCGCCCAGUCAACACCUGGGAGAGAAGUCUCCCCUGAGAGGGCACGGGUGCCACGAUUUUGGGACCACGUACCAGACUUACUACACGGGGCAAUGGGCGCCACCUGCCGAAAAGCACUUCGACGAGGUAAAGCCUACGGGACCCUGGAAAAACCGGCUGCCCCGGGCAGCGUGGAGUAGUGGUUAG